UUUUGUUUCUCUAUCUGGCGUCACACACACGCACACUCUGCGGGAGUUCAGAGUGGGUAACCGCCGCCACAGCCAUGGCCGAGUCCCAGCUCAAGUGCAUGGAGGACGGCAACAUCGGAGUCAAAGUCCCGGAGUCCAAACCGGAGUUUUACUACAGCGAGGAGCAGCGCGCGGCCGUCGAGGAGCUGCUCAAGAACGGCGAUGGAGCCUUCAAAACGCGCCUGAAAGAGGACAACAUGAAAGACUUUCUAUCGGCCAGAGAAGUCAAGCUGGUGGUGAGCACCUUCAAAACGUACGACGUGCAUGAUGAUGAUGACAGCAGCAGCAGCGGCAAAGCAAAGCCGUCCGGGUCGGAGGCGGAACCGCGGGGAGCCGCCGGCGGCACCGACGCGGAUUCGGGGGUCCACUCCACCUACUGGCCCCAGAUGUCGGAGACCGAGGUGCCGCCGCUGGACAUCGGCUGGCCCGGCGGGGGGUUCUUCAGAGGGGUCACCCGGGUGUCCGUGCACACGCACCCGCCCAAAGAGAACGGACCUCACAUCAAGGAGGUGGUGCGGCGACUCAUCCAGGAGGCCAGUAAGGUGAUAGCGAUCGUGAUGGACAUGCUCACAGACGUCCAGAUCCUGCAGGACCUGAUGGACGCGUCCUGUCGGCGCUCCGUGCCCGUUUACAUCUUGUUGGAUCACAGAGGUGUGCCGCACUUCCUGGAUAUCUGCUCCAGGAUGCAGAUCGGCUCACAGCACCUUCGGAACUUCCGAACCAGAACGCUUGAGGGGACUGGCUUCGGUUUGUCCUUCGGCAGACUGCCUGGUUCACUCUGCAAUAAGUACAUGCUGGUAGACGGGGACAAAGUCGUGUUUGGCUCGUACAGUUUCUCGUGGUGUACGUCUCGUAUGGACCGGAACAUGAUCACUGUGAUGACGGGGCAGGUGGUUGACUUCUUUGACCGCGACUUCCGUGAGCUUUACGCCGUCUCUGAGAAGCUGGACCUCUACAAGGAGUUCCACUUCAGCCCACCUGCUGCCAACGUGGCAAUACGCUCCAAAGUGGGGACCAUACGCCCACCUCUACCGGCGACCACAUCCCGCUUCCAGGUUAGCCUAGGGGAUUCACGGAAAGCUGACAUCCAGGUGCCUGCGCACAAAUACUACAACCCCAAAUACUCACUGGUGUUUGGGGACACCCCACGUCCAACGGAGCCGGGACCCACGGGAGGGUCGGCUCUGGCUGAGGUUGCUGAGGAGAUGGACCCAGGAGAGCCACCAGUGGCCACCAGUGAGAAGGUGGACAAGAAGGGGCGAGCCGGGUGGAGGCAGAGAUUUUCCAGGAGGAAACUGUCCAGUAAGGAAAUUUUGGACAACCUUGGGACGGGCAGUGUGCAGCCUUCACCAGGAGAGACCAAUAGGACGGAUGAGAACGAGGACAACUUUGAGGUUAUCGUGAAAUCUCCACCCAAAAGGAGGACUAUGAAAACUAAACUGGGCCAGAGGACAGACUCUGAGCAAACGAUCAACACAGCACAGGACAAUGAGGGUCUUCAGGGUCGUCGUCAAGCAAAACAAUGCAGCGUGUCCUGAGGUGAACUACAGAGCGGACUACAUUCAUAAAGAGGAUUACAAAGUGACUUCCGUUACACUCACCUCUCACUGUGCAAUGUUGCACGUACUCUGUCCGGCGCCUUACAGGAAGACCAAAUGAAUGCACAGUUCUUGCUGCACUGACUCGUGCAGUUUUCCUGUUUGGUGCAUGAUUUAAAGUGGAAGUCAAUAAUCAAUAUGCUCAGGGAUACAUGUUACCCUGGUGGGUUGCAGAGAGGGUUAAUGAGAUAGUCGCUGAAUGUUGGUUAAACUUGGGUUUUUAUUUCUGCAAACAGAGGAGGUGUUCGGGGACAAGAGCAUUUAAAGGAAGCCUUUCUCUGAGGUCAAGUCCAGACCAGCAGGGCAAUGAUUAAAGAUGGGUCAGACCCUCUCUGAGAAACCUAAAGCAGGACAUCGUGAGGCCUUGAUUUCUCUUCUGUCUCUGUCUGACUCUCAUACCAUACAAAACCAAACCAAAGGAAGGUUUUACAAUGAUCUACCCCUGUGGUGACGAGGUACUGUGGGCCUUUAUAUGUGUGCAAUACUGUUCUGUAUUCUUUGUUGUCAAUUAUCUGUGAAAUAAUAUUGCACAGUGUUUAUUUCAAUGUGCUUUUGCCACACUUUGAAGUCGUGGGAUGUCUUCUACAGUGUGUUCAAUAAAUGGUUAAGAUUGUCCAUAAAUUGUAGUCUGAAAACAAACCUAAUCAUUUCUUUUCAUUGAAAUUCUAACUGUUUUUUAUAUAUUUUGAAUUCGUGUCAUUUCAAACAUGAGGCAUCACUUUGGAGAUGGCUCCACCUGGUGGUGAGACUCAGUAAUGCAACAUUUCCAGAUGGAAAAGUGAUGAUUGCGCUGCACAA
Molecule: messenger RNA, 2435 nt
Organism: Anarrhichthys ocellatus (wolf-eel)
Lineage: Eukaryota; Metazoa; Chordata; Actinopteri; Perciformes; Anarhichadidae
Product: protein FAM83F-like
Exons: 5
Coding region: 75-1577 (500 amino acids)
Biological process (GO): signal transduction
Molecular function (GO): protein kinase binding
Source: RefSeq, a predicted model, not a curated record